Molecule: messenger RNA, 1545 nt
Organism: Hyaloperonospora brassicae
Lineage: Eukaryota; Oomycota; Peronosporomycetes; Peronosporales; Peronosporaceae
Source: the annotation of a GenBank genome assembly
AUGCGUCGCGUCCACGUGCUCCAGAGCUUCGCGCGCCGCGCUCAGACCGCCCGUCGCUCGCCCGCGGGCCACUCGCGUGCAGCGCUGUCGCUCGACUGCCGUCCGCACCUGUCGCCGCUCCGGUCGCUCUCGACUGCGAUCCCAAAGGCGUCGGAAGACGACGCGUCGAUCGCAGUGCAAGUGGUGAACGACGCGAACGCCGCCGAUGACGACGACGACGACGAGAGCGGCGAAGUGGGGCGCAAGUUGAAGCCCCGUGAAGUGGUCGAGCAGCUGAACAAGUACAUUGUGGGCCAAGCAGACGCCAAGCGCGCGGUGGCUAUUGCGCUGCGCAACCGCUGGCGACGGCAGAAGAUCUCGGACGAGCUGCGCCAGGAAGUGAGUCCCAAGAACAUUCUGAUGAUUGGCCCCACGGGGUGCGGCAAGACGGAGAUUGCGCGCCGACUGGCGAAGCUGUCCGAGGCCCCGUUCGUCAAGGUGGAGGCGACCAAGUUCACGGAAGUGGGCUUCCACGGCCGCGACGUGGACCAGAUCAUUCGGGACCUGGUGGAAAACGCGAUCAAUAUGGUCAAGAAGGCGCGCAAAGAGCGACUGCGCAAGCAAGUGCAGCAUCUGGUGGAAACCCGGAUCCUUGAUGUGCUCACGGGCACGAACGCGCUGGAGCGCUCGCGCGCGACGUUUGAGCGGCUGCUGACGGCGGGUGAACUGGAAGAUCGGAUCAUUGAGUUUGACGUGCCGGCUGCCAAGAACGCUGGCAACCAGCCGAUCUCGUUUGUCGGUGGCGAAGGGAAGGGCAUUUCCAUGGAAGUGUUUGGUCGGGCGUUUGGCGAGAAGAAGAAGGAACGCAAACGCAUGACGAUCGCCGAGUCGCGUGGUGUGUUUGAAGACAUGGAGAUGGACAAUGCUAUUGACAUGACGGACGUUGUGCGUGAAGCGAUACAGGAGACGGAAGAGAAUGGGAUUGUGUUUAUCGAUGAGAUCGACAAGAUCUGCUCGAGCGGAGACUUCCGCCGCUCUUCGGACCCGAGCAGCGAGGGCGUGCAGCGUGACUUGUUGCCGCUGAUUGAAGGCAGCGUCAUUUCGACAAAGCACGGCAAUGUCAACACGGACCACAUACUGUUUGUUGGUUCGGGUGCGUUCCACUCGUCAAAACCGUCGGACCUGCUCGCUGAGCUGCAAGGUCGCUUGCCGAUUCGUGUUGAGCUCAAGGGGCUGACAGAAGAAGACUUGCACCGGAUCCUGACAGAGCCCGUGACGAACCUCAUCAAGCAGCAGAUUGAGCUCAUCAAGACAGAAGGCGUCACGCUGGACUUCACCACCGAUGCUAUCCGUGAGAUUGCCCGUGUAGCUGCGGAGGUCAACCAGACCGUGGAAAACAUCGGUGCCCGACGCCUGCACACGGUGGUUGAGAAGGUGGUGGAGGACAUUAGCUUCGACAGUUCCGAGAUGACCCCUGGAUCCACUGUCACCAUCACGAAGGAAUUUGUGCUCGAGCGCGUAGGCAAGCUCAUGAAGACGACGGACCUGUCGAAGUUCAUUCUGUAG